GGUCAAAACUCCGUACUCUUAAGACUAAGGAACUACGAAAAUUAUCGAAGCACGUGAAAAAUCUAUGUCGAGUUGUUGCCGUUGAACGAUGCCUGCCGCCUCUACAAAAGCAGAGAAACAAGUCAAUUCGGAUGCUGGGGAUCCAAUGAAACAGAUCCUAGCAGUUUUAGAAAAAAAAGUUCGAAAUCUUGAGAAAAGAAAGGGAAAGUUAGAUGCUUACAGGGAGAAGCAGGAUAAGGGAAUUCCGUUGGAGAAAGACCAGCAGGUUGCAGUUGACAAGUACAAUGAAGUUGAACAGAACUUGAUCUUUGCUCAAGAACUUAUGAAGCAGUUUCUUUCUAUCAAUGCUGAUGCUGAAAAGUACAACAAGAAGCAUGCAAAGAAGGAAAAGUUGGAACGUCAGACUGCUGAACUUAAACGUGUGAAGGAGAUGUUGAGGGUUCAAAAUCUUCUUGACGGUCUAGGUUCAGAUCAAGUGAGAAGUGAUUUCCAGAAAGGCAGACAUGGAGCUGUGGUUUUGUCGGAAGAAAAUCUUAAUCAGUUAGACGAUUUGUAUAAACUGAUUAAUCCAUCUCGGGAAGCUGACGUUGAUCAUCUAGCUCAACUAACCACUGCCGCAGAUCAUGUUGUCAACUUAAUUGAUGCAAAGGAGAAAGAAGUAGUAGGAACAACAUACAAGGUAUUAAAGGCACUCAUUGAUGAUAUUAGUGGGUGUGGCUACUUUGAACAAGCUCUCAAGGAAGAAACUGCAGAGGAGUGCAAUACGGAACAGGAAUUUGUGGUUGUCAACUCUCAGGAAGUUCCUGAACCAGACUCUGUAGAGGUUCAGUCUGCAUUACCACCAGAUGUGUCUGAAGAACAACCUGAAAUGACAACAGAAAAUGGACAACCAACAAUGAACAAUUUACAGGACCCAGAUUCUUUUUUCUCAGAAGCUCCAACGGCAACAACAACACAACAAGAUGUCUCUUACCAACGCCAGCGACCAUUCCAAGAAAUAGUCUCUUCAGUUCAAGGCAACUUUAAUUUUUUACAAGAAUCAACAAUAGAUAUGGAAUGUGUUAGUCUGCAGCUAUCAGCCAUGGACUGUUCCCCUCACAUGGAUCCAGCUGUGGUAGCAGCACAUCCAAUGCCAGGUAGACCACAAUCAAGACAGACCGAUAGUGGUAUGUCACAGACAUUCACCAACUCUGGUUACGGAGGAGAUGUUCAUCAGCAGCAACAAACACCAUCAUUAUCACAGACAACAGAAACACCACAGUCAUAUUCACAACCUGGGCAUUCAUCACAAUCAUAUGGACAAAACAGUGCAGACUCUUUAUUCAGUCAGGACACUAUUUCACAAAAAGUUUUAGGACAAAGUGUGCCGGAUUCAACAAUUUCCCAGUUUGAAUUGCAUUCACAGCCCUUACCUAUGCCACCUGGUCGCGAUUCCAAUCAACAGAACUCACAGUCCUCCGAGUCCCAAGCAGAUAAGAAAUUUACCAUGAAUCCAAAUGCAGGAGUAUUCCAGUCUCAGUUAUACUCAUCCUCUCACACAGAUGGUGAAGACUCACCACAAAAUGAACAAUCAGAAGGAGGUAAUUUCCAGUCAGGCAAUAGUUAUAGAGGGAACCAGUGGAAAGGACGUGGAGGUAGAGGUGGUGAUCGAGGUGGAAUGUCAAACGGAUAUGGUAACAGAAAUAACCGUGGAUCAGAAGGCAAUUAUAGGGGUGGAAACAGGGGUGGUUACCAAGGCUACCCACCAAGAGACAACUAUCGUCCUGAUGGUUACCAAGGUUACAAUGGCAACUAUUCUGGUGGUGGAGGAUUUAAACGUGGUCAAUCACGGGGUGGACCUCGGGGAGCAGGAAGAGGAGCUCCAAGAGGUGGCCGUGGAAGUGGAAGUGGACAUCGUGGUAGCUCAUCAGGUGGCUUUGGAAAGCCACAGGCACAACAAGUGUCAUAGACAGCAUGUCGGCAGCUUUUAUAUAUAUUAAGUUGUGGAUGAUUCAGCAUGUGGACUUUGAUUUAUUUUUUAUAGCAUUCUUAAUAGUUGGUCUUUGGGCAAAUUUGAUAACAGAUUUUCAAAGCUUUUUGUUUUCCUUGGGCUUUAAAUGUUUGAACCAUGCAUUUGUUAACAAAAUCUGAACAUCCUCAUUUCACUUCAAAAUUUAAAUUAAAUUUCCUAUAAAUUCAUUAAUGUAUUGAUUGUAAGGGGUACUUUUAAAAUUUGUAUGUGUGUAAAUGUGUCAGACCACUCUUUUUUGUCCACAACUUGAUGUAUAAGUAGCAUAAUUCUGCCAUUAUAGACGUGGCAAGGCAAUAUUCAACGGCAAACAACGUUUAAACCUAAGUUGUGAUUGUACAGAUUAAAAUGAACAUCCUAUGAAAGUGCUUCACUCAGAUGAUUUUUUGUACUUUAAUAAUGUGGUGUUGUAGAGACUGAUAUGAACUCUUUUGUACAAAAAUUGAUCAGGAAUUGAUUCAAUACCAAGUAACUUGCAUAUUUUUUGUUUAUUCAUUCAGUGCUAUGGUUUUGUUUAUAUUUGCAUCUUUGAACAAAACACAAAAGUCAAUCAAAAAUAGUAUUGAUUGCAUCCAGCAUUUUUGUCAAAAAAUAGAAAAAAAAAUUUUGAAAAAAAAAAAAGAAAAAUUUUCAGACAAUGAUGAAACUUUGAAUGGUGUUAUUCAGAUUGUGAUAUAGUGAUAUAUCGGUGGAUAAUGUUUCUGUAAUAUUUGUAACAUUUGAAGUUGUGCAUUAAAAGUUUCAUUUAAAUAUA
Mytilus californianus (California mussel) is the source of this 2762-nucleotide messenger RNA. Its product is annotated as caprin-1-like. Gene Ontology annotation, molecular function: RNA binding. The transcript is spliced from 11 exons. The record is from RefSeq and is a predicted model, not a curated record. Lineage: Eukaryota; Metazoa; Mollusca; Bivalvia; Mytilida; Mytilidae. Gene Ontology annotation, cellular component: cytoplasm. Bases 89 to 1948 code for a protein of 619 amino acids.